This is a messenger RNA of Coprinopsis cinerea okayama7#130, 921 nucleotides long. Its product is annotated as flavoprotein oxygenase. The transcript has 6 exons. The record is from RefSeq and is a predicted model, not a curated record. Lineage: Eukaryota; Fungi; Basidiomycota; Agaricomycetes; Agaricales; Psathyrellaceae. Gene Ontology annotation, molecular function: FMN binding. The coding region runs from base 1 to 921 and encodes 306 amino acids.
AUGGUGACAAGGGCUUUGAAGAUUCUCCAUGGCAGCUGCAGAUCAAGUCGAAAUUGGCGCCUGCGCGGCGAGCGGACCGCCGCCAUCAGAGCUCUUUUCUUCUCGACCACCACCACCAACGAUGAGGACCAGCAGCGCAGACCAUUUAACAAGGACAAGAGGCUUUCCUUCGUGCAACCACCUAACCCAACAUGGGACUAUGGCAAUGGAGGCGACCCAAGCACCAAGGUUGAACAUCAGCAUCUGAAUGAGGAAGAGGCAGAAGCAGUCCUUCGUAGGCGCUGGAAUAUGGACCAUACAUCGUCAAAGGAGAAGUAUGCCCUUCUAUCAGCUGCUAUUAGCCCAAGGCCCUUGGCCUUGGUCUCUACAGUGUCCAACACUGGAGCUGCCAACCUGGCCCUAUUCAGUUACUUCUCACUGGUCUCGCACAACCCAGCAAUGCUAAGUUUAUCCCUUGGUCUGCCGCGCGAAACCAGGGAGAAUAUCCUUAGCACGCGUCAGUUCACGGUAAACGUGGUUGACGAAACCUUUAUCGAGGCUGCCCACUCCGCGUCGAUCGCUCUACCUUCGUAUGUGGACGAAUGGGUCCUCAGUGGACUCUCGAAAGAGUCAGGAAAGCUCGUGAGACCCACUUUGGUCAAAGAAAGCCCAAUGGGCAUGGAAUGCGAGCUCUACAGCUUCCAAGACAUCUGUCUUCCAAACAGCUCAGAGAUCGCAACAACAAUCGUGUUGGGUUCAAUCAAGUACCUGCACAUUCGCUCAGACGUUCUUGAUGACUCUGAGGAGAUGGUUGAUCCAGUCAAGUUUCGCGCAGUCGGGAGACUCGGAGGGGAGUCUUACGCUCGACUGAUCGAGGCGUUCGAUCUCCCGCAUCCUUCCAGGAAGCUCGAAGAUGAUCGCUAUAACGGGCUCCUUGGGUGA